Messenger RNA from Rhinolophus ferrumequinum (greater horseshoe bat), 2415 nucleotides. RefSeq names its product RELT like 2 (gene RELL2). NCBI's taxonomy places the organism in Eukaryota, Metazoa, Chordata, Mammalia, Chiroptera, Rhinolophidae. Bases 721 to 1605 code for a protein of 294 amino acids. The transcript has 6 exons. The record is from RefSeq and is a predicted model, not a curated record. Gene Ontology annotation, biological process: positive regulation of cell-substrate adhesion; positive regulation of p38MAPK cascade.
UGCCCCAAACGGGGCGCAAGCCGUGGUGACCUCUCUAGGAGGCUCCGGAAAACCGGCCACGCGGCCCAUCUCGGGUGCAGAAAGUCGGCUUCCCCCGGCUCUCCGUAAAGAUUCCCGGCUAUCCACACGGUCCGGGCAUCUGAGGGCAGGAGCCGCAAUAGGCGUGCCGAUAGGCCAGUGAAGAGCACUCUUGCCUUACUGCCUAUCCAUCCCACUCGGACCCAGGCUCGGCACUGCACACUCUCCCGGGGGGGCCCGGCGCAGUCACGCGCGCCCCACACUUGAGCUCACUAGCGCGCAAGGCUCUCGCUCUCCGCCCCGCACACCUGCGCUCCGCCCCCUAGUCCCGGGCCGGCGACGGGCGAAGGCAUUUGGGGACCCAGGGCGGCUGCAGCGGCGCCCCCAUCUCUUCCCUUUCUCUGGGCCGGAGUUGUCCGGAGCCUGCCGCCGUUCCCAACCAGCCUGCAUCUCUCUCCAUCCUUCCCUCCCCCCGCCUGCCGCGGCACCGGCAUCUGCAGCCGCAGUCCGGAGCCGGUGAGGCGGCGAAGGGGGGAGGGGAAGGAAGCAAGCAAGGGAUGAGCGCCUGGAGGGCGUCGGGGGCCCUGAGCCGGACUAGGACGCCGCUGGAGCUGGAACACGAGCAGGAGCCAGAACCAAACCACCGCUGCAGCCCCCUAAGCCCAGGAGGCGCCCUGGCCCGCGCUCGCCCCCCAGGGCCUCAUGUCGGAACCACAGCCUGACCUGGAGCCACCCCAACAUGGGCUGUACAUGCUCUUCCUGCUUGUGCUGGUCUUCUUCCUCAUGGGUCUCGUAGGCUUCAUGAUCUGCCACGUGCUCAAGAAAAAGGGCUACCGCUGCCGCACAUCGAGGGGUUCGGAGCCUGACGACACCCACCUCCAGCCCCCUGAGGACGAUGACAUGAAUGAGGAUACAGUAGAGAGGAUUGUUCGCUGCAUCAUCCAAAAUGAAGCCAAUGCUGAGGCCUUGAAGGAGAUGCUGGGGGACAGUGAAGGAGAAGGGACAGUGCAGCUGUCCAGCGUGGACGCCACCUCCAGCCUACAGGAUGGAGCCCCCUCCCAUCAUCACACCGUGCAUCUGGGCUCUUCAGCCCCUUGCAUCCACUGCAGCCGCAACAAGAGGCCCCCGCUUGUCCGCCAGGGACGCUCCAAGGAAGGAAAGAGCCGCCCCCGGCCUGGGGAGACCACCGUGUUCUCUGUGGGCAGGUUCCGGGUGACACACAUUGAGAAGCGCUAUGGGCUGCAUGAGCAUCGUGAUGGCUCCCCCACGGACAGGAGCUGGGGUUCUAGUGGGGGGCAGGACCCCGGGGGUAGUCAGGGGUCUGGGGGUGGACAGUCCAGGACAGGGAUGCCAGCCAUGGAGAGCCUGUCCCCUGAAAGGCCACAGCCCCAGGCCCUCGCCAGCCCACGAGUGCAGAAUGGAGGACUCAGGGACAACAGCCUAGUCCCUUGUGCACUUGUGGGGAACCCUGAAGCCUCUGCAGGGCCGACACUGGGGGCUGGAGGGAGGGGUCCAAGCCCAGGGAUGAACAGCCAAGAAGCAAAUGGACAGCCAAGCGAACUGGACACCUCAGACCACCAGGUAUGAAGACACGGUCAAGGCUGUGGUAGGCUCAGCUCUUAUUGUUCCCUACUCUGGGGAUGCGGGUGCACUGAUAUGCCUCCUAUCCUGUUCUCCCAUUGUUGACCCCUCCCCUCUCCUAGGUGUCUCCAGCACGGGGAGCCAGGGGUGUGUGAGGUGAGUCUGUCUGGGCUCCAAGUCAGAUAAUCUCAUCUUCCCACCCCCUACUUAUACUACCUAAACCCAUCAGCUCCCUGUACCCCCCGGGUAGAUUGCAGGCUUAGACUUCCCUACAGAUUUCUUGGUUUGGUAGUGGGGAGUGGGCAUGUGCUCUAGGGGAUAUGGAAGGUCCUACAGCCCCCAAGGAAAGGCUGGAACACAGCCUGAAUAGGAGGAAACACUGUUACCCUUCCUCUCCUCCAAGCCUCCUUCAUUACGUUGAAGGACUACCUGCUGGCAGAGCUAGGGGGUGGGUGGGCAUGAAGCCCUUCCUCUCUACUGGACAGCACUGUCCCGCACCUGAGGGACCAGCCCUACUUCCACCUGGAGUUGCAGUCUCAGGCUGGGGGACCUUGGGAGAAGACCACCCCACACCCCCGGCCUCAGUCUCUUCCCCUUCCCCUGCUUGCCAACAGGUCACCUGACCCGCCUUCCCCAUCACCUCGCUCCAUAUGGUAAAGUGUGGCAGCUGGGAGCAGGCCCCUGCCCUUGGUGGGCCCCUAAAGCAAUAGCACCUUAGCCCCUGCCCUCUUGGCACAAGAGGCCCAAGCCCUGGCUUGGGCUUCGUGCCCUUUAUUCACUGUCAAUAAAUCUGCUCAGACCAUUACAGCUGCUUCA